Messenger RNA from Acanthosepion pharaonis, 2148 nucleotides. The record is from the annotation of a GenBank genome assembly. NCBI's taxonomy places the organism in Eukaryota, Metazoa, Mollusca, Cephalopoda, Sepiida, Sepiidae.
AUGCAAAAGGAUUUAUCGUGUAAGGACACAACGAUCAGCAAACUGACACGGGAAGUAGAAACCCUAAAAAGAAACAUUUGGGAGCAUGAGACCAGUAUGGAAACAAUGACUUCCAAAAUAUCCAAAAUGAAGGAUGGUUUGAAAAAGUUUGAGGUAAACGAGGCUCGAGAGAAAGAGUUGCACAAUAUCCAUCAAAAAUUAAAAGUGGCUGAAGCAAAGCAAAAACAACAGGAAGACUUUAUAGCCUCACAGGCUGAAGAAAUCAACAAGUUAAAACAGACACUGAGUGAGGAGCGGGAAGAGAAGAAAAAAAUGCAGGCUGACUUGGGACAAGUGCGUUUUGAACUUGAUGACAUCACCCGAGCUGAACGAAUGGUGCGGGUUGACAUGGAACAGGCAACAAAACAGAUGGAACGGUUCCAUAAUCGUGUUCUGCAGGUUGCCUUUUCCAUUCCCGGAAAAGGUCUGCCCAAAAAGGAAAUGAACGAAGAUGAUCUGAUUGAGAUUCUCAAGACAAUGGCACAGGCACAAAGUACAGUGAAUGAAACCAUCAAAACUAUGGAAAUAAAAGUUAAAGAGGCUCAACAAGAAAAAGAGGAACUGAUUAAGAAGUUGAAUCAGCUCAACCCACAAAUAUUGCAAUUACUGACACGACUUGAAUCCAGUGGCUUGCGAAGUGCCAACUUGAAGAAAGAGCUGGAAUUGUUGGAGUCGGUCAGUGUGGAGACACCAUUUACUUGGGUGAAGAACCAUUUUAUGAAACUUCUCAAAACAGAAAUUAACUGGCAGUGCAAAAUUGAAGCAUCUUUGGAGAAAUGUGGAGUAAACAUGAAAAUUUCAACGAGUGAACCCAGCCAGCAUAUCAACUGGCUCCAGAACAAAUGGUCUGUUGCUCUGGAAGAGAAUGAACAAUUAAAGAAAAGAAUUGCUAAAAGUGAUGAGAACCACAUGAGUGAAUUACAAAUUGCUUUGGAAAUAAAGGAAAAAGAAACUGUGGAGAGAAUAAAAGAAGCAGAAGAAAAAGCCAUGCUUCAAGGCAAAGAAAACUUAGCCAACGCUGUAGAAGAAAUGCAGAAUUUACAAGUGGAAAAACAAGCAGCAGCUGUUAAAAAAGAGAAAGAAAAGAUCGAAGACCUAAGCAUCACGGUGGAUAAAUUAAAGAAGUUGAUCAAUGAGAAAGACAAAGAAACUCAGGAUAAAUUGGAAGAAGCCAACAAAGUGUUGACAGAGAUGGAAGAGUUAAAGGUUCAUAAAUCUGAGCUCGAAGAGAGACUGCAGGUGGCAAGAGACGAACUCGGGUUGCAAGCAGAGAAAAACAAAAUCCAACUGCAAGCUGAUAAGAACCAACGAGAAAAGGAGAUUUUGACUUACAAAGAGCAGAUCAAGCAGCAUUCGAUAACCAUUUGCACCUUGGAGGAGAAGUUAGCCAAGAUGACAAAAGCCCAUAAAAAAUCUAUGGACCAAGUGGCAACAUUGGAGGAGAAACUGCAUGAAAAUCGGACACAGCUGCCUGUCAAACGUUCACCACCACCCAAACCAAAGGUCAUUGUCCAAAAACCACCACCUGACCUUCUGGUCCAUGAUCAACUAAUAACAGUUCUCAGGAAAGAGGCAUUGGAAUUAAAGCAGCAACUCCAAGAAAAAGAAGAAGUUAUCAUUGGUUUGCGUAAAGACCUUCUUGGAACCUCUGCCCGCUUAUCAGACAUCAAAGGAGAACUGUGUGAAGAAAGCAAAAAGAAGUUAGAACACAGCAAACACUCAAUCAACAUGCAUCAACAAGAAAUGAACAAUCUUAGACAAAAACUGGCAGCCCUGUCACAAGUGAUUGAAGAAAAAAAAGAACAUAUAAAAAGAUUACAAACUGAUUUGGAGCGAGAGAAAGGGACAACAAGGAGCUACAAGCAAAACAAUGAUGAUCUCAGUGAGAAAAUUGCAUUAUUGGAAAGAUUUGUAGAGCAAGAGAAAGCAGAAAGAUAUAAAAUUGAUAACUUCAGUGAAAGAGAGGACCAAUAUGCAUCAGAAUUGGCUAAUUUAGGAGCUCAGUGCCGGGGGGAGAGGCAUCACCAAGUGAUUGAACGUCAGCGAGAAGCCCUUGCAGAACUCCGUAAGAAAUUGAAGAUAUUAGAACAGAGCAAAUUCCGUGAGUAG